GAGGUCCACCACACCUUCAUCGGUGUCCACAACCAGCAGCAUCGCAAGCUCGUCGAGAUGGCCUCGAUUCCGUUCAACACGCCGCUCAUCCUAGCUUGUGCUCUCUCACUCCAUGGCCUGCGCAAGCGUUCCUUGUCGCCUUCCGGUGCAGCCGCUGCCUUCUUCGUCGGCUAUACCAUGCUCGCAGUACCUCUUCGCACGUUCGGCGUCGCGCUCAUCAUCUUUUACCUGGCCGGAUCGCGUGCGACGAAGGUCGGCAAGGCUCUGAAGACGAAACUGGAGGAGGGACAUCAAGAUGCCGGCUACAGAAACGCUGCGCAGGUGUUAUGCAACUCCCUCUCGGCUGCCAUCGCUGCACUGCUCUGGAGCGCGCUCUACGAAGCGAACUCCUGGCCCUCGAAACUGUACGAGGCUGCGAACCUAACAGAGGUCGCGGCCCCUUCCAGGCUUCCGUAUGACUUCAGUCAGUGGUGCCCGCUAACGCCUCCACCCUCUGCCAACUGGAGCCGUCCGUUGCUCUUCGUGACUUUAGGGCACUUCGCAUGCUGUCUAGGCGACACUCUGGCGUCUGAGCUCGGCAUUCUGUCGCGCUCGCCGCCCAUCCUUAUCACCACCCUCAAAGUUGUGCCGCCCGGCACCAACGGCGGUCUCUCCAAGACCGGAACCUUGGCGUCACUUAUGGGCGGCCUCAUCAUGGGCAUCACCAUAGCGGCGUCACUCGUUGUACAGAGCACGGCAUGUCGGACCGCGUGGACGAGCGUCGUGCCUCCUCUGCUGCUCUGGGGCACCUUCGCAGGAGGCCUGGGUUCCAUGGUGGACUCCCUGCUCGGCGCGACGCUGCAGCAGACGCGCUUCCUCAACUCUACGAAGCGCAUCCUGACGGAUGAGGCGCCGGAGCCUGCCAAGGAUGCGGACGUGAAGGUCGUCAGCGGGUAUAACCUCCUGACGAACAACCAGGUCAAUCUCAUCUCUUCUAUCGUCACUGCUGUCAUCCUCGGCGUCCUCGCGUAGGACUGGGGCGCCGUAGAAGCCGCCGCUCGAGUCAUUGGCAUCCGCUUACGGCGUGCUGUGGUAUGUUAUCGUACUAGGCUGGGUGCGAAUCAUUGAUGCAUGGAGCGGAUACUAUAGUAAAAUCGGUGUCGAAGCGUGGAAGUCGUGUCGGGAACAAACGUGGUGGUCAGUGCACAUCAG
Trametes versicolor FP-101664 SS1 is the source of this 1191-nucleotide messenger RNA. RefSeq lists its product as uncharacterized. The transcript is spliced from 4 exons. The record is from RefSeq and is a predicted model, not a curated record. Gene Ontology annotation, cellular component: membrane. Bases 58 to 1011 code for a protein of 317 amino acids. Lineage: Eukaryota; Fungi; Basidiomycota; Agaricomycetes; Polyporales; Polyporaceae.